This is a messenger RNA of Aedes aegypti (yellow fever mosquito), 2900 nucleotides long. Its product is annotated as stAR-related lipid transfer protein 7, mitochondrial. Lineage: Eukaryota; Metazoa; Arthropoda; Insecta; Diptera; Culicidae. The record is from RefSeq and is a predicted model, not a curated record. The transcript is spliced from 7 exons. Bases 294 to 1553 code for a protein of 419 amino acids. Gene Ontology annotation, molecular function: lipid binding.
GUGCAUCCUUUUCGAUGGGUAAAGUGCAUCGCGAGUGAAAAGUCGCGAGUCGCACGGUUGCAUCACACAUCGCGCACAGGUGAAUCGCUCUGGAAAAUUAAGCAGUUUAGCAGUUUUCCCGUCCUUGGGCCAGUGUUAUUUCCUAGUGCGUUCUAAUCCUACAACCGCCGACGCCUCAGUGCAAGUGCUAAAUCCGCGAAAGCCCCCUCGUUCCGGCCGGUUCGCGAAUUAUGCGCAAUACUUUGUUCGAUCUCCGCCGUGUUUGUUGUUAAAGUGGGAAGGAGGAGGAGGAGAUGAAACUCUUUUCGAACGCGCUGGUCCUGCGGAAGGUCAAUCGAUACCUACGGAAGAACGUCCGGGACCAGUCGCCGAACAUCCUGCGCCUGUGGGCCACCCAGUGUGAGUUUGUGUUUGCGCAGCAGCUUCGCCGGAGUCAGCAGAUUUUGGCGUUGUAUGCCAAGAUCUGGGAGGAACGGGCCCUGAGGGAACUGCUGAAAAAAUUCCGCGGACAGGUUCAGCGCCAUGCCAAAGGGCUCCUGCUGUCGUCGACCGCCCUGCUUGGCGCCUUCGACUGGGAUCGGGAACGCAUCGAGUAUGAAGACGUGAAGGAAUACUUUGACGAUUUCAGCUUUCUGGAUCGGCUGAAGAAGGAAACCAUCUUCUGCCCGCGGUGUCAGAAGCGAAAAGAAAUCGAUUGCCGAGUUGAAGGGAUCCGGUACUGCUGCUGUCCGAAGAAUGUGACCGAUAUGUUGUCCCGGGAGGAUAAUGAAUUCACCGCGUGGGAACCGUACAUUGAGCAGAAGACUAUGAUCACGUGGAGGAAAGAGUUCAAACCAGGGCUGUAUGCUUAUAAAGUGUUCGUCGAGUAUCCGGACAUUACGGCGGAGGACUUCUUGCACGUACAAACCGACGUUGAGUAUAGGAAAAAGUGGGACAACACCGCCGUCAGCUUGGAGGUAGUCGACGAAGACACCACCAAAGGAUCCAACAGCAGUAUAAUCUACUGGGAGAUGCUGUGGCCGAAACUGUUUGCCAACCGCGACUACGUGUACAACCGACGUUACUUUGUGGAUCGUUCACGCAAGGUGAUCGUCAUCGUGAAUAAAAGCGUCCAGCAUCCCAAAUGUCCGGUGAAACCGACCAACCAAAGAGUCAACGAGUACUGGAGUUUUAUGGUCAUCAAGCCAACCAGUGGCACUUUUAGCAAACCGGGCCUUUCGUUCAUAUUGACCUAUUUCGAUAAUCCGGGCCUGUCAAUUCCCAAGUACAUCACCAACUGGGUGGCCAAGAAGCAGAUGCCGGACUUUUUGGGCCAACUGCACCAGGCGACGGUCAACUACGCUUCGGCCAAGAAGCAAAACGAAACGAGAAUCGUGGAAUUCUGGGAUAAGCAUCGGGAUCCGGGUUACGAGUACCCGCCAGAUUCGCUACCCGGAUUCAGCAGUGAGGACUAUCUUCAGGCUCGCAGCGACAGUGAGGGCGGUACCACUCUUCAAGAAGAAGUAGAGAAAAAGCUGAAAUUUUGGCGCUAUGUCUUGUUUAGAAUAAAGUGAUGCUUUAAGGAAAAACGCGUUGAGUAGUUUGUGUUAGUGAAAAACGGCACACUGCACCUAGAUUAUGCUAAAAGCCAAUCCGAAACCCAUGCCGCAAGUGAACGAGCCAAACUCACUAAUUCACCACCCAGUGAAACCGCAAGCCCUGAACCGUGAGCAAAGUCCAACAACACCAUCAUCAACUGCAAUAGCCUCGACUGCAUCUUCGUCCUCGGUAGUACCGCAAUCUUCCCAACAAUUGCAAUCGCAAGAUGACUGUGGAUCGACGCAGAAAACUUCCUGGUGGAGUUAUCUCUAUUCGUAUUUAUACUUCAUAUGAGGAACUGAAACGAAACCGAACUGUACUGAGCAGCAGAACGCGAAAGCUGCUGCAGUUGAUAAGAUGCGUUUCAGUGAAGGCCUUUCUCGUACGCCAUCAUCGGUUAUAGUAAUCCUAUCUGAUAUACCUACCUACAUACAACAAUGCAGUUGCAUCAACUCACAAAAUGUUGACCGAAUAGUGUCAUUAACCAAAAGUUUCACACAAUUUUAUUUGUUUCGAAGUUUGGCAACGAUCGCUCUUGACAUAACGUAAGGUACCUACUUAUAGCUUUAGACCACUUCAGGGGUUAUUCGGACGAGAAGAAAAAAUAUCGUAGAAUUCAAACUAAUAGCUAUCAUAUUAGAAGAAAGCAUGUUAACUUUUAUGGAAAAUGAUUUCCUAACUUAAAGCAGCAAGCAGCUAAGCGCUAAUCGAUUGUAGAUCGUGUGUACCAAAAAAAUGUGAUUAGGAAUGAAGCGGCGAAGUUCAAAACAUUUGGAGCAGAAAGAAUGAAACACCUAACAAUGCAAUAUUACUCGUUUAUAAGAAAUUAUGCAGUCCAAAGUUUUUUUUAUUGUCUUUAUUUCUGUAAAUACAUAUUUCUAUACUUUUGUUUUGUUUACAAAAAGUUUGAUCACAAAUAAAAUAGUUGAGAAAAGAAAACUGGAUCCGCUCCAAAAAGUCCAAAAGACUACUAUCUAUGAUGUUAGUGCUACCUUUUCUCGGGUGGUCCAAAAAAAUAAUAUAAUUGAAUUGAUUCAAUGCCAAAAUGAUCCGGUUCUGUGAGUAAGUAUAUUGUUCUGUAAGAAGGAUCAUUAAGAAAGCUGUUCAAUCAAUAUUCUUCAAAAGAAUAGGACGAUAUAAAAAAUACUAAUUAUCACUUGUUUCCUCGAGAAAAAGUAGCACAAUUGCGAUAAACUAUUACUUAUAGAUAGGUUGACAUAGUAAAAUUUGUCGACAAAAUAUUAAUCAUCAUAUUUCUCUGAAAGUGCUACAAUACAUUGACCUGUUUCUUUGCAUACGCUAUAUCUUUACUAGUUGAUGAA